AAGCUCAGGUAGACGGGACGUACCGCGGAAAGUCUUCCCUCCACACCCGCAGUCACCUCACAUUGUCCAUCAUGGCGGCGAACGGCACGGCAGACAUCUUGAGCUCUGCUUACCUGGCGGUGGAGUACGUAGAUGCAGUGCUGCCAGAAAACCCCUUCCAGCCCUCCCUGAAGCACGCUUGGGGCUACAUGCUGGACAACUACACCAAGUUCCAGAUUGCCACCUGGGGGUCGCUCAUCGUCCAUGAGUUCAUCUACUUCCUGUUCUGCCUGCCUGGUUUCCUCUUCCAGUUCAUGCCCUUCAUGCAGAAAUACAAGAUCCAGCAGGACAAACCAGAGACCUGGGAGAAACAGUGGAGAUGUUUCAAGAUGCUCCUGUUCAACCAUUUCUGCAUCCAGCUGCCUUUGAUCUGUGGGACUUACUACUUCACUGAGUUCUUCAAUAUCCCGUAUGACUGGGACUCCAUGCCUCGCUGGCCCUAUGUUCUGGCUCAGUGCUUUGGCUGUGCUGUCGUUGAAGACACCUGGCACUACUUCCUGCAUCGCCUGCUGCACCAUCGCAGGAUCUACAAAUACAUCCACAAAGUCCACCAUGAGUUCACAUCUCCAUUCGGCAUGCAGGCAGAAUACGCUCAUCCCGCCGAGACGCUCAUCCUGGGUGCUGGUUUCUUCAUCGGCAUCAUGAUCUUCUGUAACCACGUGUUCUUCCUGUGGGCCUGGGUGUCCUUCCGCCUGCUGGAGACCAUUGAUGUCCACAGUGGUUACGACAUCCCUCUGAACCCGCUCCACCUGAUCCCGUUCUACGCCGGCACUCGUUUCCACGACUUCCACCACAUGAACUUCGUUGGGAACUACGCCUCCACCUUCACCUGGUGGGACAAGCUGCUGAAGACGGACAGCCAGUACAACAAGUACAUGCUGAAAGAGGGAGACAAGAAGGAGCAGUAAACCACUCGUGCCUCUGCUCUCUGUUGGAGGAGAGAAGAGGCAGUGAGUUAUAGAGACACAUGGCAAACAGUGCUGCUUCUGAAUCUGAAUCACACGCUACAGGUGUACCUUAAAUGAAUCAGGACGACUGCUUUGAUUCUGAACGGGACUGCAAGUUGACUUCAGUCCGCCUUCUGUGCCUUCCUGCAAAAGAAGUGUUGUUGUCUGCUUCUGUCAACAGCUUCUGGCUGAAUAAAAACCGUCAACAUCCUCAUUUUGAUUUGUUGCUUUGCUCAUUGAAUGAAAAAAGUCGUACCACAGGAGUCUGUUGUGAAAUGCUUCCAUAUACCUCUGUACGUCUGAGCACUUUAGCGCUUCCUCUUGAGUUGAACUGAGUCACUGGGUGACUGUGUGUUAUAGCUGCAGUUCAGUGGGAACUCUCGAAAUGUUUGGCACAAGCCGUGUCAGAUUUUGUAAGAAGAAAUUAAUUUUGAUUUUACAAAAAGAAACCUUGGACAUGUUUUGUUUUUUCUGU
Molecule: messenger RNA, 1461 nt
Organism: Chelmon rostratus (copperband butterflyfish)
Lineage: Eukaryota; Metazoa; Chordata; Actinopteri; Chaetodontiformes; Chaetodontidae
Gene: msmo1
Product: methylsterol monooxygenase 1
Exons: 6
Coding region: 72-947 (291 amino acids)
Biological process (GO): sterol biosynthetic process
Molecular function (GO): C-4 methylsterol oxidase activity; iron ion binding
Source: RefSeq, a predicted model, not a curated record